CGCCUUUCUGUGCCCUCACAUGUGUGAUGUUUGGGAGAAUAAAACAUGGCAGCGCCCUCGAGUGAAGUGCAGAUUGUUCCUGCCAAGAAGCCCGCAGUCCGAGGACCACGGCGGGUAGCCAAUCAAAUUCCAGAUGAAAUCCUGCAAGACCCUGAGUUACAGGAGGCGAUCAAAGCCCUGCCUGCAAAUUACAACUUUGAGAUCCACAAGACGGUUUGGCGAGUGAGACAAGCAAAUUCUAAGAGAGUGGCUCUGCAGCUUCCAGAAGGCCUGCAGAUGUUUGCCUGUGUCAUCGCUGACAUCAUUGAGAGGUUCACAGAGGCUGAUACCAUUGUGAUGGGAGACGUGACGUACGGUGCCUGCUGCGUGGAUGAUUUCACCGCCCGAGCCCUGGGAGCUGAUUUCAUGGUGCACUAUGGCCACAGUUGUCUCAUCCCCAUAGACUCCACAGCAGGUAUUAAGAUGCUGUAUGUGUUUGUGGAUAUCCAGAUGGACAAUGCACACUUCCUGGACACGGUCAAGUUCAACUUCCCUCCUGGACAAUCUCUGGCACUCGUCAGCACUAUUCAGUUUGUGGCAGCACUGCAGGCUGUGAGUGCAGCCCUCAAGCCAGAGUAUGAUGUGCUGGUCCCACAGUGUCGGCCUCUGUCACCAGGAGAAAUUUUGGGGUGUACCUCCCCUCGCCUGGACCGCCAUGUCAAUGCCAUAAUUUAUCUGGGAGAUGGAAGAUUUCACCUGGAGUCAAUCAUGAUCGCAAACCCAGAUAUCCCUGCCUACAGAUAUGACCCUUACAGUAAGGUGUUCACGCGGGAAUACUAUGACCAUGAGGCCAUGCGUGCCUUAAGGCUCCAGGCUAUUGACAAGGCUCGAUUGGCCCAGAGAUGGGGCCUGAUCUUGGGCACGCUGGGCCGUCAGGGCAGUCCCAAAGUCCUGGAGCAUCUGGAGUCGAAGCUGCAGUCACUUGGCAAGUCCUUCACACGAGUGCUUCUGUCAGAGAUUUUUCCCAGCAAGCUGGAUCUGAUGUCAGAUGUAGAUGCGUGGAUCCAGAUCGCUUGUCCACGCCUUUCUAUUGAUUGGGGCACAGCCUUCUCCAAACCCCUGCUGUCCCCAUAUGAGGCAGCUGUGGCUUUACAGGAGGUUGGCUGGAAGGAAGUCUACCCCAUGGACUUCUACUCCAAUCAGAGCCUGGGGCCAUGGGCGCCCAACCACCCUGACAACCAACCUGUGCGGCCCACUCGCAGACAGAAACAAGGCUCGGAGCCUGCCCUUCCUGCCAAGCAGUGUGGGCAGAACCAGUGCGCCCCCUGUGGCUGUCAAGGGGAGUGACGCAUCGUGACCAGCGCUUACUUUGACUGUGUCUCGUGCCUGCCAGUGCCUCUCUGCCUCUGCUAACAACAGGAGGGAGGUCAGACCAGAGGAAGGAGAGUGGGUAUUUGUCUGGACAGUCUAUCAGUAAGCCGAGCUAAAGCCAGAGGAGCCCCUCUUCAAAUGGAUUACCAGCCAUACAUAAUCCCUCAUUUUACAGCACAGGAGAUAAAACCAAAUUCAUUGCUUUUACUCACAUUCUCUGCAUGUGUUCUGAGCUCAAAAUUCAUGUAACAAGAGAAUAUCUUGUGUGUUUGAGCUCCUGCACGUUCAUGAGUCGAAUUUCCAUGAAGGAGCUGCUCUCUGCAGCACUGAGAACACAAUUCUUCCCGCUCAGGGGAAAUGUGUGGGCCUUUCUGUAAUGAAGACAUAGCUUUUGUAAUUGUUAGAGAGAAAAAGCGCAAGAUGACCUUGAGCACGUUGUAUGGAAUUAGAGUGUGUUAAUGUGGGUGGCUUUAGUCAAAUACAAUUCACUUGCCCUUGGAUAAAGCACUGUAUGUUUUCAGACACUUCAAAUGAGUUCCCUUCAUGCUGUGUUUCAGAGACAGUCAUAGACAGUGUAUGAGGCACUUUAUUUGAUGUACAGUAUGCAAGUUUUUAUUGAAAUGUGUAGAAUAAAAAUGUGAUGCUUUUUGACAUAA
Messenger RNA from Morone saxatilis (striped sea-bass), 2006 nucleotides. RefSeq names its product diphthamide biosynthesis 1 (gene dph1). NCBI's taxonomy places the organism in Eukaryota, Metazoa, Chordata, Actinopteri, Moronidae. The transcript is spliced from 12 exons. Gene Ontology annotation, biological process: protein histidyl modification to diphthamide. Gene Ontology annotation, molecular function: 2-(3-amino-3-carboxypropyl)histidine synthase activity. The coding region runs from base 46 to 1326 and encodes 426 amino acids. The record is from RefSeq and is a predicted model, not a curated record.